UACGUUCAAGUCCAUAAAUUUGGCAUGUAAGUUUGCUAGGGAAAGUCUUGUUUGUGAGGAAAGAAUACUCUGCACUCUAUCUCCAAAUUCGCCAUGGCAUCGUGCUCGAGCCCGCCCACGCUGACGGAAGUGAAGAAAUGCUUUGCAGAUGUAGACAGUACAGCCCUCAAUGAGUUCAUCGACACCAUCAAAAAAAUCUUGGAAACAAAAAUGGCUUCAAAUUAUGAAAUAGAUAAUCCAAGCACAAGUUUUGAAUCCACAAACGAGUGGAAUUUGCUCAUCCUGAGCGGUAAAACGUUUUGGUGUUUUCUUGAUCCACAGGAGCAAUUUGGUCAAACGGUAGAUCUGUUCCAAUCUCGUACCCAAGUGUUAAGUGUUAUAUCAAGCAUACUUGAAGGAUUAGGACAGAUUCAUUGGGCAGUAGCAGGGCUAUCCAUGAUAGGAUAUUUGCUCAAAAAAGUGGGCCCAUUGUCAAACAAUCGGGAUGAUUGUUUGCAGCUCUUGCAAUAUAUGCUUGAUAUUGUCUACCAUAUGAACAAAUUAAGACGCUUAUUCCCAGAGGAAAAGGAGAAGCUAAAAAGUGCACUUGUAAUAAUUGUUAAGGGAUCCAUGCUCUGCGCUAAACAGCUUUCUUGUAAUGCUCAUUUCAGCUAUCUGAAAGUUUCCUUAGACUCAACGAGCUUGAGCAGCCUUCUCUCAGAAAUGAACGCUUUCUAUCGGGACUUUCUGUUGACAACUCAAAUAGCAGCGUUGGAGGGGCAGCCCCAAAGAAUGCCUAUAAAGAAACCAGAUUCUACAGCUAAUGAAGAACGCUACACAGAAGUAGAGAAUUUGCUGGACAUGGAACCAAAAGAUUUGUCAUUCAGGGCUGUGAUCAUUUAUGGUCUUGGUGGAAUUGGCAAGACAUUCAUUGCCAAUGCUGUAUAUUCAAGAUUAAAUCUGGACAGCUACAACCAUACCAGAAUUGUAAUGGAUACAGAUCCACAGAAAAAUGACAUCAAAAAGAUGCAGGAGCAGAUUUUGAACGAUGCCUUCCCCCAGUACAACUCCAGAAAAAUAAAAUUGAGAAAUGAACAAGAGGGUAGGGAAUUAUUAACAGAGGCUUUUAAGGAAACGAAUAAGCCGGUCUUUCUGUUUAUUGACAAUGCUCUUCGGUCAGAUGAUCUCAAAAAGCUUUUGCCAGAACACUUGGAACUCUCUGGCAAGAAUAUCAGACUUCUUUUAACAACAAGAAACUUGAAUGCAAUGUAUAUGUUUAGGAAAAGGUUUCGCCAUGAAUAUCUUGUCAAACCUCUCCUAAAAAGUGAUGCCGAGAAAAUUCUUUGGAACGGAACAAAUAAUCCCCCUCUUGACACAGGCGAUUUUGUCAGGAUCCUGAAAAUUUGCAAUGGAGUACCUCUUGUUCUACAGAUUGUUGGUGCUCAUUUGGAAAAUCAGGAGUACAAGGUGGAGAAUUGUAGUCUGAUACUAAAUGCUUUGAAGAAAGGGGAUGAAAUUAAAGAAAAUAAACUCAGCGAAUGCUUGGUGGAUUUGGUAUUCAAGGAGCUUGAUAAACCCAUCCAAGAAGCAUUUUUAGACAUUUGCUGUUUCCUUGAUGGAGAGAGUCGUAGACGUGUGGAAUUUGUUGUUGGAGCGAUGGAGCUCAAAGCACUUGAAGGCGCAGCAUUGAUCGCAUAUAAGCCGGAAAAAGAGAUCGUAGUUCUUGAUCCUCUGAUCAAAGCAAGGGGGCAAAACAUGGCACAAUCAACCAGAAUUACAGAUAUCAAAUCUUUUGAAACCGCUGUAGAAGAAAAGAGGCUCCAGAAUAUCAAAGGAAUUUCUCUCUCUGGCAACAGAGGUUCAGAUUACGAGCUCAAAACAGAGGACUUAGAUUCAAUGAGCAAAACGUUACGAGUUUUCAUAUUGAAAAGGUACAUCAAAGUAAGAGCUAGAAGUGGAAUGACAUUUCCAGAAUUGAGAUACGUUUAUUUAAGUUCUUCUAUUCCUUUUGUACCCUUCAAUUUAGAGAACGUCAAGCCAUUGGCUGUGUAUACAGGACCUCUACUGGAAGAAAGUUUCAGAAUAAAUGAGUGGCCAGAGACUUUACGCUCGGUCAAAGCAACAGCCAUGGAUUGGACAGUGAAGGAUAUAGAGACUCGUAACUCUUCCUUAGAAGAGUUAAUUUUAGUCAACUUACAGAAGAUGAUCACUCUACCAGAGGGAUUUCAGAAUUUCACUGCAUUGAAAACUCUGAAUUUAGACACAUUGGAAGCUUUGAAAUGUCUUCCAACGCGGUUUGGAAAACUUACAACUUUAGAGCAUUUGACGCUAAAAUUUUGUUCUGAGUUGAAAAAAAUGCCAGACACCAUUGUGGAACUCAAGAACCUACGAUAUUUAAAUCUGGAAGGCUGUUCAUCUUUGACGCAAUUGCCUUCCACUUUCGGGAAACUUAAGGCCCUACAAAGUUUAACUCUGAAGGCAUGUUCUUCAUUAAAAGAACUACCGGGAUUUGAAGACCUUGCAGAACUAAAAUAUUUGAAUGUCGAAGAUUGUCCAGUCAGAGAUUGUGAUUUCUCUAAAAAGGCGCGUGGCUUGAAAAUUGUUGGUCUGAAAAAGAAAACUGAAAUUGGUUCUAAGUGAAAAGGAAUCAGCGUCACAGUCAAGUUUCUAUUUCCUUAGUUUUCAGUUAAGGAUUUAGACAUUUUCCAACGGUGGAAGGAAAAUACUUUCUAUCUAUUUAGUUAAUUUCAAAAUUGAUGGAGCAGAAAAGGAAACAGAAACUGAGCAAGAAGAUGAUCAGAAUUGAAUACUUACUUUAUUUUUCCUAGGGAAAAAUUAUAUUAUUAGGAGUACUUGCAAAAUCAAUAUUUGGUUUAAGAUGCUUGGAUAUGUUGUAAUGAAUGACUUGGAUUGGGUUAUGUUAUAUGAUAUCGUAGAGUUUUAUGACUUUAA
This is a messenger RNA of Cryptomeria japonica (Japanese cedar), 2931 nucleotides long. Its product is annotated as disease resistance protein RUN1-like. Gene Ontology annotation, molecular function: ATP hydrolysis activity; ADP binding. The record is from RefSeq and is a predicted model, not a curated record. NCBI's taxonomy places the organism in Eukaryota, Viridiplantae, Streptophyta, Pinopsida, Cupressales, Cupressaceae. Gene Ontology annotation, biological process: defense response to fungus. The coding region runs from base 94 to 2619 and encodes 841 amino acids. The transcript is spliced from 7 exons.